This is a messenger RNA of Westerdykella ornata, 799 nucleotides long. RefSeq lists its product as uncharacterized. The annotation marks the transcript as partial. The transcript has a single exon. The record is from RefSeq and is a predicted model, not a curated record. NCBI's taxonomy places the organism in Eukaryota, Fungi, Ascomycota, Dothideomycetes, Pleosporales, Sporormiaceae.
AUCAGUACUUAGUGCAAGCGACUGGAUAAAAAUAAAGACUCUGCUACGCGAGGCUAUCAACGAUAUAUACGAUUCAAAGGCUGCAACACUUACACGCACAGUCCAUACAAUUGCUGCUAAAAAUCAGCUCUUGAAGCAUGAAAAUGAGCAGCUUAAGGAGGCUCUUUUGAAUGAGAAGAAGCGCCGCCAACGGGGCAAGGCUUUACAGCUUAAAGCGCCAGAGGAAUACAACGGUGGAGCUGUAUUCUGGUCACCAGCAAAGGUCCAGAAAGCUCGGGAUUUUCAGGCCCAGAAAGAGGCAGAGGAGAAGGCAAUACAGGCCCAGAAAGAUGAGGAGACAAAGCUUAGGGAGCAGCAGAAGCUUCAAAAGGCAGCUCUACUAGAGGAGAGACGCCGUGAGAGAGCUGCCGCUAAAGCAGAGCGUGCCCGGGAACGUGAGCAAAAGGCUAUUGAAGCUCAGGAAGUGUGCCAGGCCCGGGCAAUUGAAAAACAACUCCGCGAGGAGCUCAAAGCUUCCCAAAAGGGUAAUCGGAAAAGCCUCAAGCCUACUAGGUCAAGCACGAAGGACAUUGAGCAUGUACAGCCUGAGAUAUUGCCUGUUGAAGAUGGGGUGCCCAAUUUGGGCCCUUCAACGCGUACCCGCAAAAUAUGCCUGCCCCAGCGGUUUCAGUAGCUAAUUAGGUGCUAGAAUUACUUGGCAAGCUUCUCCAAUUAUUACUACAAAAAAUCUGGCGAUUUUACAAUAUAUAUUGAGCUCUACAGCCUCAUCUUUGUGGGUGGCGAUUAUGCUGAAAUCGUG